This is a messenger RNA of Oncorhynchus kisutch (coho salmon), 3934 nucleotides long. RefSeq names its product ST3 beta-galactoside alpha-2,3-sialyltransferase 5 (gene st3gal5). The record is from RefSeq and is a predicted model, not a curated record. The transcript is spliced from 7 exons. Bases 408 to 1499 code for a protein of 363 amino acids. NCBI's taxonomy places the organism in Eukaryota, Metazoa, Chordata, Actinopteri, Salmoniformes, Salmonidae. Gene Ontology annotation, molecular function: lactosylceramide alpha-2,3-sialyltransferase activity.
AGUACGAAUUCCCACUAGUUACCACAGCUUCAAAGUCGCUAUAUUGGCUGUCGUAAAAUUGUAUGAAAACCCUGCUUUUUGGGGUAAAUGUACGGUUAGGCAUAAUGCUAGAAGUGUGAUUAGGCUUAUCUUUAAAACCAGGUUUUAAGAAGAUACAUUGUAGAAAUAGACGGGGUUAGUCAUGAUUAUGACUUUGUGGCUACUCGUGAUAACCACGUCCCUUCCAUGAUUAUCAACGUUACUGUUGCUGGCUACAUCAAAUAACAUAUCGUCAGAUAACGUGAACAUUCAUUAUACUGUCAAGAUGACUGCUUAUAAACGUCCGCUGAUGGGAACUGUCCCAUGAGGAACAGGCUAAUCAGCGAUAACGACAGAGGGAGGCACAUUAACUUCCUGACAACAACAAGAUGAGGAUUUCAAAGCGUUGUGGCUCCAACAGACGUUUGUUGUUGCCCUUGAUGGUCCUCGGGUUGAUGAUCUUACUGGCUGUUGUAACCCUUAAUUGGUUUGAGACUGAAUCACAGAUGCCUUUGGCAUGGCACGUGGAUCCCAACCACCGAAAGCUUGUGCACUCUUUUGUACGGGGUGUUCUUUCGAACCAGUGCAGACCAGCCUUUGCCAGGAAGGGAGUAGAAGCAAGGCUCCAGAGCUCUAGUCAUGUGACUGAUCCUUUCCUGUGGCGGGACACACUGCUGACUCGAGAGAUGUUCAAGUACCCCCCACCAUUCGGGUUCCGUGACAUGCAUGGCAAACUGAAGGAUGUCCUCAACCUCCUCCCUGCUCAACCAGAGCAGCUGAAGAAAGAGUGCAGACGCUGUGUGGUCUUGGGAAAUGGAGGAAUCCUCCGUGGCCUUGAGCUGGGUACCCUGCUUGACCAGUUUGAUGUUGUCAUUAGGCUCAAUAGUGGUCCUUUGAGGAACUACAGUAAAGACGUGGGGAACCGGACCUCUAUCCGGAUGAGCUACCCAGAGGGAAGCCCCAAGGUCUGGGAAGAUGUGGACCCUGAGCUGCUGUUUGUGGCGGUGGUCUACAAGGCUGUAGACUUCAAGUGGAUCAGAGCAAUGAUCAACAGACAGAGAGUUUCCCUUUGGGACUGGCUGUUUUUCUGGCAGAAGGUGCCAGAGAAGAUUCCAGUAGACUUAUCAAAGUUCCGUGUGUUGAAUCUGGAGAUCAUCAGGCAGAUGGCGAUGGACCUGUUAGCCUACUCCUCCCCACAGAAACGCCUCUGGGGCUGGGAUCAGAACGUGCCCACCAUGGGCAUCUCAGCCCUCAACCUGGCCACCUACCUGUGUGACGAGGUCAGCCUAGCAGGCUUUGGUUACAACCUCAGCCAGAAGGAGACGCCCCUGCAUUACUAUGACAAUAUACCCAUGACAGCUAUGCUGGGGCAGAACAUGCACAACGUGGACCGUGAAAGGGCUCUCCUCCAGAGCCUGGUGAGGGAAGGGACUGUAUCAGACCUCACAGGGGGCCUGCACUGCACCUUCUGCCCCAGCUGAAAGAGACUGAUCUGGGCCCGCAGCGCAGCUAGCGACACACCAACGAUCUACCUUCCACUGACUUAUCAUUCCAAUACUUUUCACCCUGGAAUUCAAAAAGUUGAUUUGAGUCUAUGGAUCUGGGGACUUGACUGCAAACUCUUCUAUGUUCUAGUGCAUGCCAGCAUAUUGAAUCUGCAUGGACUAGUAGAUGUGCUGACAUGAUGGGGAACAGUGAAGCUGUACACUUCUCCCCUGCGCAGUUGAAAACGACAAGCCUAAAUCCUUCUAUAAGGGAAGUAUUAUCACUGCUAAACUUAAAUGUUUUUUGUAUUUAUUAAGAGAUCAUGUAUAAUUACUUAAUUAAAUCUUAGCAUAAAGUUGAUGCUAAAAAGUGUACAAACAUUACCAUAAAUAUUGUGAAUAAUGAACAGAUGGACUAACAACAGAUAAUUAACAUUACCCUUUUUAUGCUUUCGAUUUUAAGUUCAAUGUUUAGUUUGUCCACAAGAUGUCUGAAUUUGGUUGUGUUUUUACAUUUUUGUAAUGUAAUUAUUAUAUUGUUUUUAUUAUAAUAAUGUACUCAAUGCUUGACUUGGACUAAGAUGGGAGCCGGUACUAAUUAUAUUUACAGUGGGGCAAAAAAGUAUUUAGUCAGUUACCAAUUGUGCAAGUUCUCCCACUUAAAAAGAUGAGAGGCCUGUAAUUUUCAUAGGUACACUUCAACUAUGACAGACAAAAUGAGAAAAAAAAAUCCAGAAAAUCACAUUGUAUGAUUUUUUAAAAUUAAUUUAUUUGCAAAUUAUGGUGGAAAAUAAGUAUUUGCCCUCAGAAGAUUCAAAUGGGAGGCAGGCCUACACACAACCUAUAUAUGUAUGUGCCAUUUGCUAAAUGUUUUUAUAAUUUAAUUAUCAGUCACCGUUUUUCUUUUAUUCCAGGCUUUAUUAAAGAAUUCCACAAACGGAAAUACACAAUGGACAGUUUCUCCUCAUGGCUGAGCCACAUAAUGCCAGGGUAUAUCUGGUGGGCUUUCUCCUCAUUGCUGAGCCACAUAAUGCCAGGGUAUAUCUGGUGGGCUUUCUCCUCAUUGCUGAGCCACAUAAUGCCAGGGUAUAUCUGGUGGGCUUUCUCCUCAUGGCUGAGCCACAUAAUGCCAGGGUAUAUCUGGUGGGCUUUCUCCUCAUGGCUCAGCCACAUAAUGCCAGGGUAUAUCUGGUGGGCUUUCUCCUCAUGGCUGAGCCACAUAAUGCCAGGGUAUAUCUGGUGGGCUUUCUCCUCAUGGCUGAGCCACAUAAUGCCAGGGUAUAUCUGGUGGGCUUUCUCCUCAUGGCUGAGUCACAUAAUGCCAGGGUAUAUUUGGUGGGCUUUCUCCUCAUGGCUGAGCCACAUAAUGCCAGGGUAUAUUUGGUGGGCUUUCUGGAAUAAGGACACGUGCAUAACGUGGUAGAAAGGGCCAUAGAGGAUCAUAUUAAUAGAAUUCUCUAUUUCAUUGAGGUCACAAUAGUUACAUGGUGUUUCCUCUUCCAUUUCACCACAAUACCGACCUGUUUCAAUACACAGAGACAAUAUCCCUGAUCUUACCUAUUUCAAUACGCGGAGGCAAUAUCCCUAAUCUUACAUAGCGAUCUCUUGCUUUUCGGGAGGUUGUACAUUAUAUUUCUUACACAGAAAUUCCCCCUUAAUGAAAGGGUUUAUGAUUAAUCUCCUCCACUUAUUUUAAUAUUGCAUCAUCAGUUGUGUUUUAAUAGCGUCUAUGUCUGACUUCAUUUGGUUUUCGUACAACUGUUCACAGUCAGACUGUUGGAAAAUGUCAGACAUUUCAGUUGUCCAGGCUCCCCCUAUGGAGAGAUCCCAUUGAAAAACGCUGCUGGCUAUUCUGGCAAUUGGCAUAUCCAACAGUCUAUUCCAAAGUCUCACCAUACACGCCUACCAUCUCACCUCACAGGAAUCCCAGCCCAUGUCCCAGUUAUUUCCAGUAUAGGUGCAAACUUGUGGAGACCUAAAAAAAUUACGUACUGCUCUGUUAUGGACGUGUUAAUUUUUGAGAUACCUCUUAGCACCCCACACUCCUGCUGAAUAGUCCAAGACAGGACACACGCAUGUCUGAUACAGUUUGGAAUACGUAGCAUAACCAAUAUCUUUGAGUGGUUUUGUUUUUCCUAGAACUCCCCCAGGAGCUCUACUUGCUGAGUCGGCCCGGGCAGAUGUGCCGUAUAGAGAGGUCAUAUGUUCAUCAAAAUAAAGACCAAAUAUUUAGAAUUGCUAGUAACCUUGCAUUUCUUCACCAAAAAACAUCCUGAAAAACAAUUCUCUUGGUACCCGGUUUUCUAAAAUGCAAUAUCUAUGUUUUUCUGAUUGAUCAUGCGUCUCCAUCUUUUGCAACAAUUGACUGUACAUAAUACCAUUUUCUGUAGGUCUUGUUCAGUUUCUGCCAUUAAAAUAAUAUCAUCAGCAUA